UCUUCUUCUGAAUAUCUCUACAGUUUUCAACGCUUUGGAGUUCAGUCAGUGAUGGGUUAAAGCAGCUCGAGCUGGAGCCUCCUCACAUUAUUAUCUGAGGCAGCGGGAGGAAACGGCUCCACAUUUGCGCUCCGCUUCCCCAGCACUGCGCGCUUCUGUCCGGCUUGCAGGAAUAACCCGCAUCCCCACAAAAUCACCACUUCGGCUCCGUCUGGAUGUGUCUUUAAACCUCCGAGCCUCCGGUCCAUUUGGAUGCUGGAGCGCGAUGCCCGGCCAUCACUGGAUAUAAAUGACAGAUCCAAGUGUGUGUGACUUCAGUGCACCGAAGCGGAGGCUGCAUGGGAGAUGAACGCAGCCGCCAAACACCAGCCUGAUCUGCUAGAGAGACCCGCCAGCCUCCUGGUACCGACAUGGACAAAAACCGGACUUGCCCUCUUGUACGACGAGCACACAAGUAACACAUACGACGUUCGCCUAAAGUUAACGAAAGAUUUGUUAAUCAUACAGAAACAGGACGUGGUUUGUGCGAGUGGCAUCGAAUCUCAUUUAAAUCACAGAACUGUUGUACUGAGAAGGCAGGCGACUGGAGGUCUGGGUCUGAGUAUCAAAGGGGGAGCAGAACAUAAAGUGCCUGUGGUGAUUUCCAAGAUAUUCAAAGAUCAAGUAGCUGAUCAGACUGGGAAGCUGUUCAUCGGAGACGCUGUUCUGCAGGUCAACGGCAUUAACGUGGAGAAAUGCACACAUGAGGAAGUGGUUCAUCUGUUGCGGACGGCAGGAGAUGAAGUCUCCAUCACUGUUCGCUACCUCAGGGAAGCGCCGGCCUUCUUAAAACUCCCAUUAGGUUCACCUGGACCGUCCAGUGAUCACAGUAGCAGGGCCUCGUCGCCGCUUUUCGACAGUGGUUUGCAUUUAAAUGGGAACUCCAGCAACACGGCCCCGUCGUCGCCCUCCUCACCUUCGGCUAAUGAACCAAAGUAUGAGAAACGCUGGCUGGAUGCCGUCACCCUCCCUCUGUUCAUGGCUCGAAUCUCUCGACGCAAAGCUGGAACCGACAAAUUAAGAUCGAACAGUUUCGAAGUCAUUGCCUUAGAUGGAGUUUGCACGCACGUUCUUCAAUUUUGCACUGCGGGUGAAAGCACAGACUGGCUUCAAGCAAUAUCAACCAACAUCAACGAUCUGACGCAGGACAGCAUAAAGACGGUGAAUAAAUACUGUUCUGCUGAUGAUCAGAUUGUCCACAUGGGCUGGGUGUGCGAGCAGACAGCAGGCGCAGAUGCAGACAGAGACGCAGACGCCGCUCACUGCUGCAGAUUCCUGGCGCUCAGAGGAUCAGCUCUGCUUAUCUUCAGGACUCCACCUAUCCUGGCGUCAGACUGGACUCAAGCAGAGGCUAGUUUUCACCUCUGUGAGGUUCUCUUUAAGGUUCAUAAGCUGUGGAUAGCGGAGGACUGCUGGAUUCAGACCAAGCUUUAUAUGGGGCUCCAGCAGGACGGGGAGCUGCGGGACAGUGAACCCUUCUGCUUCAGUGUGCUGCUGGGUCACGGCCAGAGCUUCUGCUUCAGCGUGGAGCUGGGCUCGGACCUGGUGCUGUGGGAGAAAGCCUUCCAGAGAGCCGUCUUCAUGGAGGUGCAGAGAGUACGGUCCAAGAGCUACAUGUGCAGCAGUCAAGGGAAGAUCCUGUGCUUCACCAUAGACUUUGAGUCCGGUUUCUCCUGCUCCGACACACUUUCAAAGAAAAUCAUCUGGAAAUAUAAGUUCUCCCAACUGAAGGGUUCAUCUGAUGACGGCAAGACACGUGUGAAGCUUCUGUUCCAGAACUCAGAGAAUAAACAGAUCGAAAUGAAGGAGCUGGAGUUUGCUAAUCUGACCGCUGUCCUUCACUGCAUCCACUCGUUCAUCGCUGCCAAAGUGGCCACGGUGGAUCCGGUUUUCGUCAGCAAUCAAAGUCUCACGCAGAAGUACAUGUGCAGCAGCUAGAAACAUCCGUGUGUGACCAACAAUCUGAUUUUAUGCACAAUAAUAUCUAUGGAUAUAUCCGGUUCUUGUUAUUUUUGUACGGAUCUUGUAAAUUCAGAGCGACGUUUGAAUUUGAGUAGAUGCUAUUUUGACAUGCGUUGAGUUCUGGUUUCUUUUCUUACCUACUAAUACGAUCGCUCAUGUGCUUAAACUGAUUAUGUAGCAAAGCAGAUUUUGACACACGGCAUUAUUAAGUUGAUGCAUGAGCUGCAUUUGACAAUUUACAGGGCAAAACGGGUGAAACUCUGAGACUUUCAGCUGUAAAAAUCAACCAAACUAUACGCAUUUGUCUUCUUUUGCCCUUUUGUUUUCUAUUUAACGCCUCAAACUUGGUCAUUCAGCAUAAUAGCAAGUCGCACACUGGAUUUUUUAAAGUCACUUCUUUUACAAAUAAAGAAACGAUUAGUUCACUGCUGAUGGAAAAUAACAU
Molecule: messenger RNA, 2446 nt
Organism: Danio rerio (zebrafish)
Lineage: Eukaryota; Metazoa; Chordata; Actinopteri; Cypriniformes; Danionidae
Source: RefSeq, a predicted model, not a curated record